CUUCCUUUCAAUCAAUCUGUUUAUUUGACUAUGUACGUCUUAAUAACUUAUGAGUAAACCUAACAACAACAUAUUUUUCUGGUCUUAUUUUCAAAUAGUAAAUAUUUAGACAAGGUUUUAUAAUAUAAUAAAGAUGGCGCCAUAAGUGCAAGAAUUUCAUCUUGAACUCUAUUACUUCGUGUUCAGGCCUUCUACGAUAUGAAUUGAUUAAAUAAAAAUUAAAGACAAAAUUUAUUUAUUAGAAUUGGAGAAAAAAGAAGAAAUUACUGUUCUUUUUCUGUUUAUUUAGUAAUAAAAGAAAUAAUAAGAAAGUUUAAAAUAUAUACAAAAAAUACGAAGAUAGAGAAUAAAGAAAAGGGAUACAAGUUUUUAAUAAGAGAGAGCGAAUUCGAAUAGUGUAAUCUGAAGCCAAACGGCAUCAUCACACAGAGCAAUGGGAUUUAUUAAUCUAAAGAGUGAAAUUGCGUACAAGAGGAUAACUUUAAUCAGACACUGAAGAAUAAAUGAGGAAAAACAGAGAAGCACACUAUCGUUUGUCAUUUAAAAAGAAUGCUGAAAUCCGAACGAACGAUUAAAAUGGAGGAUAAUGGACAAAACUCAUCGAGAAAAUCGCAUUUUUAUCUAAAUCUUAUAUAUAAAAGGUUACAAGAAUUUGGUGAAUUGUUGAAAAGAAAUAGAACUGAAGAAAAAAUUUCAAUUUAUAAAUUAAAGAAAAAGGUUGAAAAAAUAUUAAAAAAUAGAUUUAAUUCUUAUAAUAAAGUUCACGAAUACGUUCAAAACGAAUUAAAAGCCAUUGAACAGAAAGAUAUAAAAUCUUUAACAUUUGGUCAAUUUUCUUAUAUACUAUCGGAAUUGGAAGAAGGAAUAACAAAAAUAUCGAACGCGUCAAUAAUUUCGGAUAAAAAACAAAAUGAAGAUUUAAAGGCAAUAAAGAAGAUGGAAAAGUUUGUAUUCCUGGGCGGAAGUUGUGGAAUUACAACAUGGAGGAAUGAUGUUAUUAAAAAUUUAGAAAAGAAUAAAAUUAAUUACUAUAAUCCAUUGAAAUCUGAUUGGACAAUCGAAUGUAUGGAAGAGGAAUGUAAAGCAAAAGAGAGUGCUUUUGUAAAUUUUUUUGCAAUAAAAAAUAACUCGCGAGGAAUAGCUAGCAUCUAUGAAUCAGCCUAUCUUCUUGGUAAGAGAAAGAAUGUUAUCCUUGUAUUAGAAGAUAUGAAGAAUGGUGCAAAUGAGCACCGAAUAGAUAAUCAAUGCCUCAAAGAUACAGAAUACGAGGAACUAAAACAGGCUAGACGUUACCUCGCGUACUUGUACGAAAGACAAGGUUAUCCCGUCUAUAAGAACGAAAACCAGGCAAUAUUACAUUUGGAAAGUAUAAUCGAAGAGUAUCCUGAAUUAUUCGACAGAUCUACAAAGAAAAGAAUUCAAUUAUCAAAUGACAAUAUCAUUGAUAAACUCGAAAAACUUACAGAUUCAAUAACAGCAAUUAUAGAAGAAAAGAAAUUAUUGAAUUUUACUGAUUUAGAAGAGUUUUAUGAUAAUUAUUACAAUUGUAAUUUGCCAUUUUGGGCUCGUAAUAAUCUUGAAUCGUUCAAAUGUUCAACAGUCGACGAGUGUUUAUGCUUUUUAAGCGAAUUUCGCAGCUAUAACAAGCAAAAAUUGAUAAGAAUGCUUAAAGGUGAACUUACUCUUACAAAGACGGAUGAAAGAGAUAAUUAUAGAAUAUUCUAUGAUUUGAAAAGGAAACAAAUGAAAAAAAUGAAUAUCAAAAGAAAUUUAUCGUUCUCCUACAAAAUUGGAUCAUUUCCCUUAAUAAAAGAGGAUUUCAGCUUUUUAAAUGAUAUUUACUGUAUUGGGUCUAGUUUAGGAUAUUCAAAGAAAAUUAAUUAUCUUCUAAAUCAAUUUAAAAAUGAUAUGGUUAUGGGAAACCAGAAAAUCAAAAUGUUCAAAAAUCAUUCCUGGUCAAACGAUAGAUAUAAUAGGAAAGAAGAAGCUGAGAAACUUCGUAGUAAAGUCCUGUUCUUUCUAUUCGGUGAGGAUUGUAGAGGAAUUCUUACUGGUGUAGAAGCUGCCUUUUUCAUAGGAAUUGGAAAAUUCGUAAUUGUUCACUCAGAAAGUUUCAAAAUAGAUAAUAAAGAUAAAAUCAGCGAAAGAGAAUUUAAAGACUAUAAUAACGCUAGGAAAUACUUAAUGGAAAUGUUCUCUAAUCAGCGAUUUUUUAAUGAGCCUAAUGAAGUUAUCACUAACUAUAUUAACAAGAAAUCAAAGACAGUUCAAGAUUCUUUAACAUUAUUACUUAAUUUGCAAAAAAUGGGAAUAUUUUCGAAACAUACAGAUAAUAUAACAAAGGAAAACCUUCGUGAAACGAUCUCAAAGGAUAAUAAAGAAAAGCUUAUAGGUUGCCUGCAGAAGAGGGGUUGAAGGAAAAUUGAUAAAACAUUUAAAAAUAUAUAUAUAUAUAAUAUAUAGUAUAUAAAAUCCUGAUUAUAAGCUUCUCACUCCUGCACCGAACUGCUAAUAUAAUAUCCCGUUGAAAUCUUCCUAUCCUCCUUCAGUCUUUUAUCAUGCAGAAACAGAUGAAUAUAAAAAAAAUAAAUUUCUAUUAUACAGUAAAAACCAUAUAUUUUAUAUAUAUAUAUAUUAAUAUAUGUAUAUUAUAUAUGUAUAUAUAACUCUAAUAAUAACCCCGCUAAUAUCAAAUAAAAAGAAUUUUUAGACUUUGAUUUUACUAUUUUUUUUUUAAUAUUAUUAUUUUUAUUAAUUUAUGAUAAUUUCUACAUUUUUAUAUUCUUCUUUAUACUUUAUAUAUCUCGUGCAAACCCAUCUUAGAUAACAAAAAUUUAUAAAUUAUCUCCCUAUUCAAUUCGUGUCACAACUGAUAAUAUUCGUGUUUUUUUUUUCUUUUUUUUUCAAUCAUAUCUCUGUUCCUUUGAUUUAAAUUCUUUGAUAAUACAUAACAUAAAGAUGGAGGUAUAUAAUUAAUAUACAUCUAAUUGUUUUUG
Messenger RNA from Dimorphilus gyrociliatus, 2996 nucleotides. The record is from the annotation of a GenBank genome assembly. NCBI's taxonomy places the organism in Eukaryota, Metazoa, Annelida, Polychaeta, Dinophilidae.